Molecule: messenger RNA, 459 nt
Organism: Arxiozyma heterogenica
Lineage: Eukaryota; Fungi; Ascomycota; Saccharomycetes; Saccharomycetales; Saccharomycetaceae
Gene: MRPL25
Product: mitochondrial 54S ribosomal protein mL59 MRPL25
Exons: 1
Coding region: 1-459 (152 amino acids)
Cellular component (GO): mitochondrial large ribosomal subunit
Molecular function (GO): structural constituent of ribosome
Source: RefSeq, a predicted model, not a curated record
AUGAGCAGCAGUACACGCUAUUUUGAAUCAUUACCAUUAAAGUUGAAAAACUUUUUUCAACGAUAUCCUCCAGGUAGAAGCAAAUAUUUGACUCAUCCAACAGACAUCACUUCCCCAAAGGCAAACCCCUUCUUAUCAAAUAGGAAUCCUGUGACGGGUAAGUUCAGAGAUCCUGUCUAUUCUCGUCGUAGAAUGUCAGACAUCGUUAAAUUGGCUAAAAGAUACGGUAUCGAGGAUCUAUUACCUGCUUGGCAACCUGUAAAACUGUUCCAUAUGGAGAAGUACGAAAGAAAACGUUUUAUGAAGGGUGUAUUGUGGCCAAAAUUACAUAAACAUGAACGUGAACCACGUACCAUAAAAACUGAUGAAGAGAUCGAUUCAAUUUUGUCUAAAGCUAGAACAAAAUCAAAGGGUAAGAAAAAGAAUAAAACAAAUGCAAAAACAAGGACUUGGAUUUAA